GCUUUCUCCUUGAAGCUCUCACCUCAUUAUCACUCCAUCCACGUGUCCCAUGUACCCGCACCUCUGACCGCGUCUUUCAUGCCUGCCUCACCAGCGGGCGCUACUACAGCAGCUGCGGAGGUCUUGGCACAGCAGUUCACGGAGCUUGUUGCGCAAUCGCACAAAGCCGGCGGAGCUGCACAGGGAAAGUUUCAGCACAGUAGAAAUGCGCCUGUUCGUGCGAGAAAGGUCGGAGGCGGGUUUCCAGUCCAAUUCUCCGUGAACCGAAAACGUCAUGUUUUGACUCUUUUGAGUAGCUUAUGAGCGAAAUCGGCUGCUGUCGCACCUUCGGGUUUGGAGUGCCAUUCGGUGUCGAUCCGGCGAUGUACCUCAUUGUGAUGCCGAGCGCCGCGCCCGAUGGAGAGAGAGAGGCACCACCGGCAAAACCGUCACAUACACAAGCACGUUGCUGCAGGCUAGCAGGAAGAAAAGUACUUCUCUUUCUAAGGGAUCACAGCACGCAUUCGAUCUUUGUGCAGGAAGACGGCGGCAGAUAGAGUUCUGCAGAUUACUCUUCUUCUUUCAGGCUUGAAAACGCUAGCGUGUAUUGCGGGCUUGUCUUUGCUCAUUGUUUUCUGCUCAUUUGGCCUUCUUUUCUAGUUCUAUGAGGACCACUUCAAGUGCCUUCGUGGUAUACCGACCGACGUCUGUCUUGCUCUCUGCUAUUCAACAAUAAUCGAAAGAAAAACCAUAGAAUAUGUUGCACGGCACGGGCUUCGAACGACCUGCAUUGCGAACAGACGGAGCGGUCCUACGUGCGUCGUGUAGCGCUCUGGGAAUCUUUAUGCAUAAAGCAUCGGAUGUUGUGACUGCUCUAGUUGAUGUAGGGCUCUGCUCUUGUACUUUCUCCUCUGUCUACAUCUUUUCUUUUUUUUCUCUCCGCAUCCCGCUUGAAGAACUCAACGUGUGAUUGAACUCCGCGACGCUGCAAACAUCUCCUGACGCUCUUGAUCGCUGCUCAAAAGAUGCAGCUGCAGAAUCUUGAGCUACUCAGUAAAGUGCACCGCGAUGACGGGCAUCGCCGGUACUGCUGUCGCGCCACGGACGCGUGGUACCACUGCGUACACGGCAUUGCAGCCGCUUGGUCGGACGCACAGGGCGUAGAAGCAGAUGCCGCCUUUCAGCAAAUGAUGACAGCUGAGGCAGCCCCCGUUGAAACUCCCGCCGCAUCGACGACGACGGCGGCAGACGCGCUUCGCCGAGUUCUGAAAGUGGCCGACGUAACGUCCACCACCAACUCCAGGGAGUUCCCCGGCCCGAUGUGCAGCCCGCUGUGCAAAAGGGACAUCCCCCAAAUUCGCCAGCACACCUACACCGUCACAGAGAAGAGCGACGGCGUUCGCGUCGUGGUGGUGGCGCUGUGGGUGGCCGAUUUCCCGCAGUGGGCGUGUGCGAAAGGGGCGUGGAAUGUCUCGCACCUUUCCUCGGUGAUGGCACUGGAGAAGGCGCGACGGGACGUGCGGGCCGGGAUGCACGACACGGAGACGCCGUCGUCGUCAGGGGUCAGCGUGAUGCUGCAGGGGCGCCGAGUCACACUGCAGUCGGCAACCACCUCCGUCGAGGCGAGCGAGCCAGCGGAGACGUACACCAUCGUCGCCGAAGGUGAGGCUUUCGCGGCGCGGCGUCGCUGCGGCGGGCGCCACUUCGCCUACGCGGUUGAUCGCUCGAUGGACGCCGCGUACCUAUUCCUAGACGAUCACACAAGCGCCCAAUACCGCAACUUUGUCUUGGACGGCGAGCUGAUGUGUGUGCGUGGUUCAACCCUCGCGAAGAAAGAGGAGGGCGGUGAUUCCUCUGCUGCGGGUGCGACGGGGGCGCGUUUGCUGUUGGGCGCGUUCGAUCUUUUCUGCUUUACCCCCGCAGGCGAAGAAGAAGCGGCGAAGCUGGUGGACGCCACCAUGAUGGAGCGCUACGAGCUUCUGCAGAAGUUAAUCGCCACCUGCGCCGCCUCCCCUUCACUCAACGAGGAGCACGGCGGCUUCCUAGAAGGGCAUGUGACGUGGUACGCAAAAACCAUGUGGCGUGUCGCGGACAUCGGGGCCUGUCUGUCGAGGCUCCGCUACAGCAGCGAGCACCACUGCUUUCUCUUUGACGGGCCGCACGGGCCGACGGAGAAUGACGGACUUAUUUUUACCCCUGACCUGUUUCCCAUAUCAGUCGGCUCCAGCAGCGUGCAGCUCAAGUGGAAGUGGCGUCACCUCCUCUCCAUCGACUGGCUGUUGCUGGCCUCGGAUAAGCAGGCCGACGUCUACACGGUGUCGCUCUUCUUUAUGAAGAAGAAUUAUGGCCACAGGGAAGACGUGAUUGGGCACUGGCGCCUGCGCAGGCCCAUGUACAUCCGAAACCCACGCGGUUUCGAGAUGCCGGUCGACGCGGCGGUCGUGGCGGAGUGCGCGUACGACUUUGCGCAUCAGCAGUGGUACAUCCAACGCCUGCGACCCGACAAGCGAGGCGCCAACUCGAUCGUGACGGCCAUUUCGGUUUACGAAAGCCUCGUUGAAAACGUCUCCCUGCCGAAGCUGCUGCGUCUGCUUCAGGGGGAGGCGGACGAUGACGCAGAAGAGAAGGGCGACGCAGCACGCGUGGCGGUGGCGCUCGAAGACGCCGUACUCGCGGACGUAAGCGCAGUGACGCCGUCGUCCAACUCUGUCACCGCUGCGGGUCCACCGAUCGUUGACCUGGCGCAGGCGGAGAAGUGUGUGACGGCCGCCGUGACGCUGCGCGCCAUUCGUGAGAGCCGCGGAAACACAGAAAUCUACCUCAACGCCUUCACCAACAACACGAACAAAGCUGUCAAGUUUCCGCUGCCCUUCCCGCUGCGGAGGAUCAGCGACUGUGUGGGCCUCGGCUACGACCCGGCCACCGCUGCCGCCUCUGUGCCGUCACUGGCGGAGGCGCUUUACAUUCAGCUGGGCAACGCCGGGGGGUGCUACGCGUGGUCGGACUUCGUGGUGGACGCCUUUUACAACGGUGAGACGGGCUACUGGGAGCUGAUCCACCUCAACCCACGCGGCAACAACAAGGAUGCUCUCUUCGACAACGUCAUUGAGCAUCUCGACUGGCUGCUGCAUCACGGCGACAGUGCGGCGUUGGCACCGCUGCUGCAGCGCAGACGCGACAAACCGCUCGUGGUAGCCGCAGUGCCCACGUCCGAGGCGACGCAGCAGACAAGCCGCCACUACGGCGCGGUGGCGAAGGAGCUGGCCCACGCCGAGCGCAGCGACCUGCGCCGCUUCAACAACUGGGUGAAGUCGCUGCUCAUCACCGCCGGCGCUGCGGCGGUGCGGACGACGCUGAAGGACCCGGCAAAGCUGCACGCCCUGGACCUCUGCUGCGGCCGCGGCGGGGAUCUCUUGAAGUGGCAGCACCUCCACCCCGCCUUCGUCUUCAUGACAGACGCCUCGGUGGAGUGUGUGGCCGAGGCCGCCGCGCGCUACAGCACCUCGGAAGGGCAGAGCAUAAAGUCGAGUAAUGCGCAGCGACGAGGCUUCCCGGCGUUCUUCGCCGUGCACGACGCCUUCGACGCCACCUCCGGCCUCCGCGGCGACCUCCUCAAGCGCGGCCCCUUUCAGCUCACCUCCUGCCAAUUCUCCAUGCACUACGGCUGCCGCUCGGCGGAGGGCAUUCGGUACUUCGUGCGCGCCGUGGCGGACUCCCUCGUCGCGCGCGGCCGCUUCGUGGGCACCACCGUAAGCGAUGCAGAACUGCUGGCACGUGCGAGGACGCACGGCGCCUCCUACGGCAACGACGUUUACCGCGUUCACUUCCCCGCGGAGGCCUUCGCGCAGGUGCAGGCGGCCGACUUCGAGCCGUCGCGGCUGACUUUUGGGGUGCCGUACUCGACCACGGUGGAGCGCAGUGUGCAGGACGUGGUCGAGUACGUGGUGCCGUGGAAAUCGUUUGUGGAGCUGUGCGCGGCGCACCACCUUCAGCUCGUCCAGGAGGACAACUUCAUGCAUUUUUACGAGCAGCACAAGGAGACGCCGGAGGGCAAAGUGCUGUUAGCGGAGAUGCGUCGCAAGCGCGGACACGACGGCGAGGCGACGGCGAUCCCCCUUUCGUCGGAGGAGGUGGAAGCUGUGCAGCUGUACCGCCUGUUUGUGUUCGAAAAGACGGCGUGA
This is a messenger RNA of Leptomonas pyrrhocoris, 4160 nucleotides long. RefSeq names its product methyltransferase putativemRNA cap methyltransferase-like protein. The record is from RefSeq and is a predicted model, not a curated record. Gene Ontology annotation, molecular function: mRNA 5'-cap (guanine-N7-)-methyltransferase activity. Lineage: Eukaryota; Euglenozoa; Kinetoplastea; Trypanosomatida; Trypanosomatidae. Gene Ontology annotation, biological process: 7-methylguanosine mRNA capping. The transcript has a single exon. Bases 1005 to 4160 code for a protein of 1051 amino acids. Gene Ontology annotation, cellular component: nucleus.